Messenger RNA from Balaenoptera ricei (Rice's whale), 1674 nucleotides. It is a transcript of the gene PIP4K2A, whose product is annotated as phosphatidylinositol-5-phosphate 4-kinase type 2 alpha. The transcript is spliced from 10 exons. The coding region runs from base 262 to 1482 and encodes 406 amino acids. Gene Ontology annotation, molecular function: phosphatidylinositol kinase activity. Gene Ontology annotation, biological process: phosphatidylinositol metabolic process. The record is from RefSeq and is a predicted model, not a curated record. NCBI's taxonomy places the organism in Eukaryota, Metazoa, Chordata, Mammalia, Artiodactyla, Balaenopteridae.
AGCCGCUCGCUGCGCGCCCGGUCCAGCCGCGGGCUGAGUUCGGAGCCGCGGCGGGCGCGGGAAGCGGGCAGGGACGCGAGCCGAGCGCAGCCUCCCUCGCCAGCCGGGCAGAGCGGGACGAGCGUGCCGGCAGGCGGAGCGGGGCACGGCGCGCCGGGGCCGCCACCGGGGGGGAUGCAGCUGCCUCCCCGGGCCGGCGUGUAGAGAGGGCGGGUCCCCGGCCUCGGGAGCGCGGCGGUGGAGGGGACAGAGGCGGCGGCCAUGGCGACCCCCGGCAACCUGGGGUCCUCCGUCCUGGCGAGCAAGACCAAGACCAAGAAGAAGCACUUCGUAGCGCAGAAAGUGAAGCUCUUUCGGGCCAGCGAUCCGCUGCUCAGCGUCCUGAUGUGGGGGGUAAACCACUCGAUCAAUGAACUGAGCCAUGUUCAAAUCCCUGUUAUGUUGAUGCCAGAUGACUUCAAGGCCUAUUCAAAGAUAAAGGUGGACAAUCACCUUUUUAACAAAGAAAACAUGCCGAGCCACUUCAAGUUUAAGGAAUACUGCCCGAUGGUUUUCCGUAACCUGCGGGAGAGGUUUGGAAUCGAUGAUCAGGAUUUCCAGAAUUCCCUGACCAGGAGUGCACCCCUUCCCAAUGACUCCCAAGCCCGCAGCGGAGCCCGGUUCCACACAUCCUACGACAAGAGGUACAUCAUCAAGACCAUCACGAGUGAAGAUGUGGCCGAAAUGCACAACAUCCUAAAGAAAUACCACCAGUAUAUAGUGGAAUGUCAUGGGAUCACCCUUCUUCCCCAGUUCCUGGGCAUGUACCGGCUUAAUGUUGAUGGAGUUGAAAUAUAUGUGAUUGUUACAAGAAAUGUGUUCAGCCACCGUUUAUCUGUAUAUAGGAAAUAUGACUUAAAGGGCUCUACAGUGGCUAGGGAAGCAAGUGACAAAGAAAAGGCCAAAGAACUGCCAACUUUAAAGGAUAAUGAUUUCAUUAACGAGGGUCAAAAGAUUUAUAUUGAUGACAAUAACAAAAAGGUAUUCCUGGAAAAACUGAAGAAGGAUGUCGAGUUUCUUGCCCAGCUGAAGCUCAUGGACUACAGCCUCCUGGUGGGCAUCCACGAUGUGGAGAGAGCCGAACAGGAAGAAGUGGAGUGUGAAGAGAAUGACGGAGAGGAGGAGGGGGAGAGCGACGGCACCCACCCUGUCGGAACCCCUCCCGACAGUCCUGGAAAUACGCUCAACAGCUCGCCGCCUUUGGCUCCGGGCGAGUUUGAUCCAAACAUUGAUGUUUAUGGAAUUAAAUGCCAUGAAAAUUCGCCUAGGAAAGAGGUGUACUUUAUGGCAAUUAUUGACAUUCUGACUCAUUAUGAUGCAAAAAAGAAAGCUGCCCACGCUGCAAAAACUGUUAAACACGGCGCUGGUGCGGAGAUCUCCACCGUGAACCCAGAACAGUAUUCCAAGCGCUUUUUGGACUUUAUUGGCCACAUCUUGACGUAACGUCCUGCAUGGCCGAAGACGGACGUGAGCGUGGGAAGGACAGAGGUGGCUUCGGCACAGGAAAAAUGAAAACCAAACUCAGUGAAGCACACCUCCUCGUUUACAUCUUCAGGCCAAGAUGACUGAUUUGGGGACUACUUGCUUUAACAGCUACCUGAUAUUUCCCAGCAUCACUCUAGCUAUUUCUGACUU